Messenger RNA from Episyrphus balteatus (marmalade hoverfly), 1192 nucleotides. RefSeq lists its product as uncharacterized. Bases 109 to 1089 code for a protein of 326 amino acids. The record is from RefSeq and is a predicted model, not a curated record. NCBI's taxonomy places the organism in Eukaryota, Metazoa, Arthropoda, Insecta, Diptera, Syrphidae. The transcript has 5 exons.
GAAAUUAACUAUAUAAGAUCUUAACAAUUUUAGAAGAGGCAUCAAAUAAAGUUUUAGCAUCUUUCAGUCAACACAGACCUCCAAGACAAAAAACCAAAUCAAAUCAAAAUGUUCAAGUUGGUGGUGUUGUCUGUUCUUUUAACCGUAGCUGCUGCUCGUCCAGGAUACCUCGAAUCAUCUCCUGUUGUGUACUCAUCUCCAAUUGUCCAUGGUCAUUCGUACUCAUCUCCAAUCGUCCAUGAUCACAGCUAUGGAUCUUAUGUCAAGGCUUUGCCCAGCACAAUCUCUCAUCACAGCUCAAGCGUCAUCCACGAUUCAACUCAUUACGUUGAACCAAUUGUUGCCCCAGUCGUUAAGACCUACGCAUCUCCAAUUGUUAAGUCUUAUGCUUCUCCCAUUGUGAAGUCAGUGUACAGUCCAAUUUCAUCAUAUGGUUCUCCAAUUCAUCACAGUUAUUCAGCUCCAGCUCACUAUGAAUACCUCGAAUCGGCACCUCAUUAUUCACUCCAUGGAUCAACUCCAUCUCAUUAUUCUUAUGGACAUUCUUCACCAUUCUCGUAUGCUUCUUCAUGCACUAGUUCCGAAGUUGUACAACUAAGCACCUCCGUGGUAAAAAGCAUUAGCAACUCAUUUGUUCUUCUGUCAACACAGACCUCCUUAAACAAACCAAAACAAAACCAAAAAAUCUUCAAAAUGUUCAAGUUGGUGGUGUUGUUUGCUUUUCUCGCUGUAGCUGCUGCCCGUCCAGGACUUUACCAUGAAGCUAGCCCAGUUGUUUAUUCAGCUCCAAUUGUGCAAGAGCACUCAUUGGCCAAGGUUGGCGCCAUCGUCAAGAGUGUACCAACAGCUGUGUCUCACCAAAGCUCCACUGUUGUCCAUAACUCAGCUCAUGUUGUUCAACCAAUUGUUGCUCCAGUUGUGAAGACUUAUGCUGCUGCUCCUGUCAUUCACAGUGCUCCAUUGGUACAGACAUACUCUGCUUUGGCUGCUCCAGCUCACUUAAGCUAUGCUGCUGCAUCUCCAUAUGCUCUGCAUUCAGCUCCAAUUUCUUUGCAUUCGGCUCCAGUAGCUUAUGGUCAUGGAUGGUAAUUUUUGACGAUGAAAACGGGUAGUUGGACAGUUAAAUUUAUUUAUUUUUGUUAAACGAAUGAGAGUUAUUUAGAAAAAAAAAAAAUAUAUUGCAUUGAAAGAA